This is a messenger RNA of Cynara cardunculus var. scolymus (artichoke), 1441 nucleotides long. RefSeq lists its product as uncharacterized. Gene Ontology annotation, molecular function: protein binding. The transcript is spliced from 3 exons. The record is from RefSeq and is a predicted model, not a curated record. NCBI's taxonomy places the organism in Eukaryota, Viridiplantae, Streptophyta, Magnoliopsida, Asterales, Asteraceae. Bases 144 to 1034 code for a protein of 296 amino acids.
UACCAACGGCGCAGAUCUAAUGCCCGCCCCGCCCUUUCUCCUUAUAAAAUCCUCCAAACCUUCUUUCGAUUCUUUCAAACCCUCGAUCUUGGAUUCUUUUUGGGGUUUUAUAGUUCUUGAAAUAAGUAUUUGGGCUUUCGAAAAUGCUACUUCGUAGCUCAUCUAAUCCGGCCCUCAAUUCAUGGUUUCGACACGAAAACCUGAGCGAAUCAUUGUCGUUGGAGUCCAUAUCUAUUCGUCGUACCCCCAAAUUACCAACAAUUUCGUUGUAUUCUUUGAAUUCAUUUAAUGAUUCUUCUAAGAAGAUCAGUAGAGCUUCAUCGGAGGCUGAUUUGAUCGCUAGCUCCCUCUCCAAGUGUAAGAGUCCACUCAGAAAGAAUACAAAUUGUUUGCUUUCUGCUAUAGCUGUUGAAGAAGAUACGGAAGGAGAGGAGAGCGAUUGUGGGGUUUUGCUGUUUUCAAACUAUGGAUUAUAUGAUAAUGAGGGGAGGGGAUUUGGGGUUAUGGUGGAUGGGGCAGGUGGAGGUGGCGGUGGCGGUGGCGGUGAAGGGAAGAUCUCAGGCGGUGGUGGUCACAGUAAUCAUCAUCACGAAGAUGGUACCGAUCUGUAUUACCAGACCAUGAUUGAAGCAAACCCUGCGAACUCGAUGCUUCUUAGCAAUUAUGCCAAAUACUUGAAAGAGGUACGAGGAGACUUUUCGAAGGCCGAAGAGUACUGCAGCAGAGCAAUACUGGCAAACCCAAGUGAUGGAAAUGUGUUGUCAAUGUAUGCUGAUUUGAUUUGGGAGACACAUAAGGAUGCUCCUCGUGCACGGAGUUAUUUCGAUCAAGCUGUUCAGGCUUCCCCAGAUGACUGUUAUGUUAUGGCUUCUUACGCUCGGUUUCUUUGGGAUGCCGAUGAUGAGGAAGAGGACGAUGACGAUGAUGAUGACGACGACGAAGUUGAUAAGAAAGCUAUUUGCAAUAUGAAUGUAUUAACACCGAGUUUCUUAACAGGAGCUUCACAACCACCUCCAAUUGCUGCAGCAUCUUAGAGAUGAUGAACACUAUUCACAUGACUAUAUGUAGUGGCUUAAUAAUAUGGAAAGUGACUUAUUCAACAAGCUUCUAUGGGUGAGCUUUAUGUAGAAAGACAAGUUUUUCUAACUCGCCCUUUCCAAUUAAAAGAACAAGCUCCUUCCAUCUAUGAAAAAAGCUUCCCAAUCUAUAUAGAUAAAAAUUAAUCCACACUGACAACUUUAUUCAUAUAAGACUUAAUGAUUGAAUGAAUUAUGAUAAAAAAUCAGUGGAGGAUUAUGUUAUAUUACCUGCUGUUUUGUUGUUUGCAUAAAAUAUCUAGUUAGUGUUUGGAAUUGAAUGAGACAUUGCACCUAAUGUUAUGACUGUAGUGGUACUGAGUUCUGCCCCACAAAGUGCUUGGAAGUAUCUCAUGUUUAUUGAC